AUGGUCAGAUUACUGUUAGCGUUUUCUGGCUUCCAACUUACUUUUAAGAGCAAUGCUCGAGUUGGCGUACAGUGCACUGCUCAACUUAACUCAGAGUCAUCAAAAGACGCAGAUCUCAAUCCAUAUGAGCUGAUCAGACCUGUAUUUACAAAAAAGUUUUGCGCCUAUCGAGUGGAAAACUAUUGGACUUAUGAAAUCUGUCACGGCCGGUACAUUCGUCAGUUUCAUGAAGACCCUCGAUCCCGGCAAGAAGGAGUUGCGCAAGAAUAUUACCUAGGCAAAUUCGAUCUAAAGCAGCUGGACAAGCUUUCAAAGAAUUACGAAGAGAAUGAACGCGGCAAAAAGCGGCCAACGGUCACCGUGGAAGACCUGACACUGCCUUUCAUUGAGGUCAACUUUACCGACGGUUCAUUGUGCGACUUGUCCAGCAAAAAGCGCUUCACCCGUGUCCUCUACGUUUGCCUCGAAGAAGGUAACCACGACCUUUAUUCGAUCAAGGAAACCAGUACUUGCGAAUAUGAAGUGGUCUCCUUUUCGCCUUUGCUUUGCAAAUCGUCCGAAUUCAAGCUAAAAACUGCCGUAGAAAAUGAAAUCAAGUGCUAUCCGAUGAACGCUCAAACGCCGGCCGUUCCAGUCGGCUAUGAACUUGAUAGAAUUCAAAAAGAAAAGGAAAAGGAAAAGGAGCAACUGAAAAGUCUAAAGGAAGAGAAAAACGAAUUGGGGUCGAUAUUUGAGGGCAAAAGGAUCAGCAUUGAAACUGACAGUACAGGCCAAGGAAUUCGCAUCAAAAUUGUUCCUGAAUCGGAGAACAAGCGUGCAUUCACGCAGAUUGCCAGACAGUUUCUCACUGGAGAGUACUGCCUGACUGGGGGCUCAGGCUGGUGGAAGUACGAGUUUUGCUAUGGCAAAAAAGUGGACCAGUAUCACGAGGAGAAGAACGGCAAGAAAGUGUCAAUUAAUCUGGGCAACUGGGACUUGAAGGAGCACGUAAAGUGGCUCGAGGCAAAUCCAUCGAAACGACCCAAGGCGGGCAAGACGCCAAAGCAAGUGUCGCACUUUUACUCCUAUGGAGAAGCGUGUGACUUGACCAAGAAGCCGCGAACAGUUGAGGUGAAGUUAAAAUGUGGCUCAAGCGCUAACUCUGAAUCGGUGACCAUUUACUUGAUGGAGCCGAAAACUUGCGAAUACGUUUUAGGUGUGGAAUCGUCUAUUAUCUGCGAGCUGCUAAGCACUGUCGACGAGAAUGGCCUCUUUGUCAUUUCGCCGGCCAGCGACGAGUCAUCAAUGUCUUCUUCAUCUUCUUCGCUCUCUUCAUCAGCUGAACUGUUUGAUGAUGACGAGUCAAAGGAUUAA
Messenger RNA from Rhagoletis zephyria (snowberry fruit fly), 1353 nucleotides. The record is from RefSeq and is a predicted model, not a curated record. Lineage: Eukaryota; Metazoa; Arthropoda; Insecta; Diptera; Tephritidae.